UGUUUGGGGCACGAUUCCGUGACGCCACUUCCGCCAUGAAGUUGUAGAUGCUCUGUCAAGUCUGAGCACAGAGAGAUUUGAUGUGAAUGUCUUCUGCCCAGAGUCAACACAGCUAUGGGAGAGGCCUUCUAUAGCGGCAGGGUGCACGCGUCCAUAGCAAGUUCAUUAGAUCCAACUAUUGACUUAAUUAUGAAGCACGUAGACCUAGCUCCUUUUAGGUUAGACUCAGUGCAGGCCAUUCACAUUGCGGUCAUCAUGGAGGAUCUAUUUGACCAGUUGGAAGUUCUGGGCAGUGCUCAAGCGGGCCCGACAGUUGAGCUCAGAUCAAAGACUUCGUUCUAUGACCACCAGCCCAGCAAACAUGGAGCUUGGUGGGACAAGCCAGAUUUUCGCAGUGCAUCGAACAUGUUCCCCCACGAUGACGUGGGCUUCCUCAGCAAGCAUCAGUAUAAUUCUCGCAUACCUAAGCUACUGUUUGAGACCUACUUCCCCAGGGCGCCGAAACCAACCAGAAGGCUGACAGAGAUUAUCAGAUGUUCUGGCAUCAAAACAGAUAACGCUGCUGGUAAACUGCAAGCAGACAGGGCAUUUCUUCAAUGGUCGCUUCAUUUGAUCUUAGAGGAUCUACUCAAGCACAAUUCUUUUGAAGCCCUCAAGUCCGUCAUUGAAGGGGAACAGAAUAGAAAGAAAUACAUGACUGAUGUCUUCUCUAAGAUAUUGCAGGAUAUGGAGCGAAUAAAACAAUUGAAGAUUGAUAUAAAAAAGACUAAGAAAGAAAAACUCAAAGAGUUUCAAACCCUUGACGCCCAGAUCUUUGAGACACGUGACAACCUUCUAGAGUUACAGUUUAGAAAACCUUUGGAGGCGGCAUAUGUACAAAAAUGUGGUAAGGCAACUAUCAGCAGAGUAAGAAAGAUGUGCUUGAAGACUGAGAAAGAGGCCGGAGAUGACAUGAAGGAGGCCAAGUUUCACAUUGCCAACGAGAGUAGAUGUCACGACGCUAUGAUGAAGAUAAUCAAAUCCAAAAUGAAGAACACUAAGCAGACUCUCUAUGACUAUUGGGCAGAUAGGUAUGAGAAAGAUACAACAAGACUUCAGGCUGAGCUGGAUGAGAUUAAACUAGAACGGUCCAGAGACCUGUCUCGCAUGACUUACUUACGUAAGAUGAUUGAUGACUAUGAAGAAAUAGUCCAGGAUGACAGACGUAUCAAGAAGCUGUCCACAGACAAAGUGUUGAAGAAUGAACGAGAGAAAAAGAAUGCAACUCGUCUCCAGGCCUGGUGGAGGGGCACCAUGGUACGCAGAGCUCUCGGGCCCUUUAAGCUUCUAGUGGCAGAUUUGCGAGCCAGGCGGAACUCUCGUAGCGAGAAAAAGAACUAAUCAGCUUGAACCUCAAUCUGGAGAUCUCUUGAAGCCGAAACUCAAAGUCGUGUCUACACAUCAGUGUACAGUGACUGGGAUCAGCUGAUCUUUAGUUGGAAGUUUGAAGAAUAAUUAAACUACCUGGUGAUUACAAAAACAACUCAAUUGGCUUCCCAGCACAGUUUCACAGUGCAUCCUAUCAACGCGCAAUGAUAUUUGAAUAAUUGUUGUGUUUUUUUAUACGUAUACUAUGUAGUCUUAUACAGUCAUAUUCUUUUUAUGUUUUUAUAACAAUAUACUAGAAAUAUAUUAAAACUUUUGUUGUACCAUAAAAA
Messenger RNA from Biomphalaria glabrata, 1697 nucleotides. RefSeq names its product dynein regulatory complex protein 9-like. Gene Ontology annotation, biological process: cilium organization. Gene Ontology annotation, molecular function: protein binding. Bases 115 to 1380 code for a protein of 421 amino acids. Gene Ontology annotation, cellular component: cytoplasm; motile cilium. The transcript has 9 exons. The record is from RefSeq and is a predicted model, not a curated record. Lineage: Eukaryota; Metazoa; Mollusca; Gastropoda; Planorbidae.